ACUACUGCAGUGAAUAGACACAUAAAAUGUUGCAAGAGCAAAAUAAAGUGUUUUGUUUUCAUCCGGAUACAUUUGAUGUAGUUAAAAAGGAAAUAAACUUAGUAAAAGAAGAUGACAUGAAAGAAGCCAUUCGAAUUCUUAGGGAAUGGGUGCAGAUGCAGCCUCACUUCAAGACGAAAGACUUCCCUGAUUCGUAUUUAGAAAGAUGGAUUGUCGUAUCAAAAGGGUCGGUCGAAAAGGCGAAAUCUCGCUUGGACAGAAUGUGUACAAUGCGAACUCUGUUGCCCAACUUCUUCAAGGAGUCAGACAUAACGCAGGAUUUUAACGGCUUAAGUGAUAAAGUCGUUGCAGUCAUCUGUCCAAAGCUUACGAAAGACCAUCACAGAGUGAUUGUAACAAAGACCCUUGUAAAUGACGCUGAUGCAGAAUUUUUAUCCAUGUUUUAUAAAUUCAGCAUUUACAUUGGUGAAGUUUUGAGAAAAUACGAUUAUGUUAUGGGUCUUCAUAGCGUCUACGAUUUACAAUCGCUGGAUAUGGUCAAACUAAUCUCAAAGAUGAACGUGGUCGAAUUUAGAAAUAUUAUAACCGUUUUUCUGGAAGGAUACAGUAUGAGAGUUAAGGGUAUACAUUUAAUAUCGCAGUCAAAAAGCAUCGAACUUUUACUGAAUAUUGCCAAAACAAUCCUGAAGCCUAAGAUAAUUAGCCGUAUGUACGUACAUAAGUCGUAUGAUGAUCUACACGAGUUUAUUGGAAAAGAUGUCCUCCCACCAGAGUUUGGAGGCAAUGAAAGAUCGAUUUUUGAAUUACAUGACGAUCUAAUAGAUGUGUUAUCAACGAAAGAGUUCAGAGAGUGGUCCCACUACAUGUACAAUGCUCGCACUGAUGAAGAGCUCCGACCAAGUGGAAAGUUUAAUGAAGACUACGCUGGAACACCUGGAACAUUUAGAAUAUUGAGUCUAGAUUAAAUUUAGAAUUCGUUAAUUUAGGUAUUUUUUUUAGUGCGGGCACAGAUAAUAGACGGUAUUUUUGGCGGUGACAGUUUAAUGUGCACUGUCAGUAGGUGAAAAAAAAAUCUCUCAGUGACAAAUUAUUUGAGAUACAGUUGUAUUAUGUUUAAUAAUAUAUUAAACGGUUUUAAAUUGUCGCAAUAUCUGUAUAUUUUAGUUAAUAAAUAAUAUUAUAUAGGUAUAUAAAGGUACAUAUCUAAAAACAUAUGAUUAGUAAUUAAUUUUUAUUAAUUUUAGUUGAUUUAUGCUCGUGGUUCCAGUUCUAUUUAUCAAUAAAACACCCUUCAAUACUGCAUAUAUUUUUUUGAAAUCAUCUAAAAAUUGUUCGUUUUAAUAGGUACUUCGUCCAUGAAAACAUAAAAAAUGACUGAAAAAGUUUCAGAAUUUAAGACAGUUAAGAAAUAAGAAUAUAGGUACUUGGGUUAACGAGUCAGCAUUCGAUACAGUUAAAUAAAUUAAAUAUUACCUAUUAUUUCAAAUGCUCAACUAAUCUAUAAAUCUUGACCUUAAUUCGCAAUCAGUGGUCAAUUAUUUAGGUACUUUUUAUCUAAGAACCUACUUAAAUGGAGACGAAUAAAUUAAUUUAAAUCUAUAAAAAAUGGUUGCGAAUUGAAAUAAUUAUAAGCUUACUUUUCUGUAGUCUAAUAAAUAAUGAUUGGUAAAUAAUAUUAACAAUUACGUUAGUUAUAAUCGUUACUUAAAUUUUUCAUGGCAAAAUUUCAACAUGUUAUUAAAUAAGGAUAGAAUGUAAAAUUGCUCGACUUAUUGGUCAGGUUAUAAAAAAACCCGGGCAUAUGUGAGAUACUCCAGAAAAACAUUUGAAAUCAUUCAAGCUUUUCCAGUCAUCGAAAGUAUAAAAUGUAAUAUGAAAUGAAAACAAUAUCUUCCUCUUUCUUUAAUGUAAAUAUAAUAAAUGGGGAUGAGAGGGAUCUACUUGACUUUGGAGUUUGGGGUCCAUAUUGUCGGCACGCGACGCCAAAGAACUUUUGACUCCCCUUCUUGAAUCUAUCCAUAAUUAUUAUGCUUGUUCAAAUAAAUAUAUUGGGUUUUUGAUACUUUCUACUGUCAUUAAGUAGAUAGUUCUUAGAGAUUCAUUAAUAGAUAGUUCUUAGAGAUUCAUUAAUUGAAUAAAAUGCUCUCACCAUCACAAGUUUAUGGAUCUCAAAAGUUUUUAUAUUUUUAGUAGGAUGCAAAAAAGGAAAUUUAUUGAAAAAAGAAGAGUUAAGGUUAUGUAUUUCUUAAAAAAAAUAUUUUUAAUAAAAUAUCCUACAAACAAUUUUAUGAAUA
Messenger RNA from Colias croceus (clouded yellow), 2294 nucleotides. RefSeq lists its product as uncharacterized. The transcript has 6 exons. Gene Ontology annotation, molecular function: phosphatidylinositol bisphosphate binding. Lineage: Eukaryota; Metazoa; Arthropoda; Insecta; Lepidoptera; Pieridae. Gene Ontology annotation, cellular component: membrane. The record is from RefSeq and is a predicted model, not a curated record. The coding region runs from base 27 to 965 and encodes 312 amino acids.